Biomphalaria glabrata is the source of this 3598-nucleotide messenger RNA. Its product is annotated as delta-like protein C. The record is from RefSeq and is a predicted model, not a curated record. Gene Ontology annotation, cellular component: membrane. Gene Ontology annotation, molecular function: calcium ion binding; Notch binding. Lineage: Eukaryota; Metazoa; Mollusca; Gastropoda; Planorbidae. Gene Ontology annotation, biological process: cell communication; Notch signaling pathway. The transcript is spliced from 16 exons. The coding region runs from base 240 to 2210 and encodes 656 amino acids.
UGUAAUAAGUUUUUCAAGAUGUCUUUUCAAGAUUUGGUCUGGAGAUCUCCAUCUUGGACACGUCAGUGGAAAUUCCCAGUCAUAUUCACUUAAAGAGUCAAACAAUACUCCUUCUGGAACAUUUCGCGCAUCGUCUUUUGUACAAGCCAACACAUUAACAUAUAAAAGGACUUGAGAUUCAGUUCAAUACAUUGACCUGCAUAGAAAGAAAUAGAUACGAGAAUACCAAGUCUGUGAAGAUGAAUGUUCUGGGGCGACAAAAGAUAAUAUUCGCCUGCUUUUUAUUCGUUGGCUGCCUUCAAGAUCUAUCUCAGGAUGUUUUAGGAUCAGGUCAGAUUGAGGUUAAGUUUAUAAGUUACUUUGACACAUGUCGGGAAAUCUGGAACACAAGAUGCGACCCCAGGUUUACUUUCUGCUACGGACGACCACAAUAUACUCCAUUUGCUAAAGGAGCUUGUCAAUAUCUUUUGAAAGGAGAAACUGGUUAUUGGAAAGAUACACAUUAUAUAGAGUUCAACUCAGACAUGAAAGGUGUUCCUAAUCCAUUGAUUGCAUCAGUUAACAAAUUUGAGGAUUCCAGUGUCACCCUUGCGGUAAAGGUCAGAGAUGAAGACGUCUUUGUAAAUGAUCAUCUGAUUACCUUAACUGCUAGCUUGAGUCCAGUGUACAGGUCAAAGGAAGAGUCACAGUGGAGCAGUUCCACCAUGAUUCGGGAUGAUUUCAGGAUGACCUACCAGUUCCGCAUGUUCUGUGAUGCCUACUACUACACAACAGCCUGUACCAUCUAUUGUAAGCAGCAGGACUCCAGUUCUGGCCAUUACACGUGUGACCCUACAACAGGGGCCAAGUUGUGCAUGAAAGGCUGGAAGGGCCCUAACUGCACUGAUGAUAUCAACGAAUGUGAACAAGGGUUUUGUGUACGAGGAGAGUGCAGGAACUUGCCUGGUGAUGUCCAGUGUAUUUGUCCAGCAAACUACACAGGUAAAGACUGUUCUGAAUUGAUCAACCCCUGCAAGUCUUCACCUUGCCUCAAUGGGGGCACCUGUUUUGCCCACAGCUCACAGUUCACCUACUUAUGCACCUGCAAGGACGGCUGGCAGGGUAAGAACUGUGAGUCAAGAGUUGACCCAUGCAGCAAGUCUCCUUGCUCUAAUGGUGGCACCUGCACAGCCCAGCCAGGGGCAACAUCAUAUGAAUGUCUGUGUAGAGAGCCAUACUAUGGAGCCAAUUGUCUUCAGGUUCUUACAACAACAACAUCAACUACAACAACAACUACAACAACAACAACAACUACAAAAGCACCAACUACAACCACCACUAGCUUGCCAAGUACCACCACUAAGGUCACGAGCACUGAACCUACAACACCAGCUACAACUAGUACAACUACAACUUCAGCUACAACUUACAACAAGGUUGAAACCACACAAGCUGAAAGUUCAUCCAAAAGUAUGGGGGCUGAUACUCACACAUUAGAGUCCCAGGAAGAAGGAUUUCAGGCAUGGUACAUAGGUAUUAUAGUAGCAGUGAUAGUGCUAGCAAGUUUGGUUAUAGUGGCACUCAUAAUCUUCAGAAGAAGAAGGCGCAAUGCAAAAUCACAAAAAGAAGAUUUAGCUUGCAUCAGCCCAACUGGCUCCAAUCUGGUAUUUGAGAACAAAAUGUACAACAACGCUAACAGAAAUAAUCUGGCCAAAGAGAAAUGUGCUGAUAGAACUUCCCCCUCUCAAGUGAUUGUCCAAUGUAAAGACACACCUAGUCGAGUGCCUUGUGCUAGUCCAACAUAUGUGGACAUGGAUGAUGGAGGCUAUUGUAAAAUUGAGGACAAGCUGACAAGAUCAUCUCAAAACUGUCAACCCAAAAGGACAGUCAAAUUACCAGAUAAAGCUGAACUUAAUAAUUAUGCUAACUUUAACACAUUGAGACAUCAGGCCAGUCAGAACCAACAGGAAACUGGACUUUCCACACAGUAUGAUCUUCCAGCCAGCUUUCUUCCACCACCUCAAAUUCAAAGGUCAUUGCCACCUCUUCCAGGCUUUACCCCAUCCAUUAUUAGCUCUUCUGAAGCCGGUUACGAUGUCCCCAAAAACCGAGAAGCUGCCAAAGAUCAUGGAUCUACUGAUGAGGAAGAUGUGUCUCAGUUAAGAAAAAAAGUUGAGGAGAAAUACCAGGUUCCUGUUGUCAUUAAACAUUCAGGAGAAUCUUCAUCUUAAAGUUCAUCACAUAACUAAAAGUUAAAAUGUAAAAAAUGAUCAUCUUUACACAAGCAUUUUCUUAAUAUCGAUGAUUGUUUCAUGUCUUCUUUUAUUUACCCUGCGAUGUUGUAAAUGUACAUUUUUAAUCACAGUCACUGAUUCCAGCCUUUAGAGUAGACAUGAAGUUUUUCUAAUUAUUGUUUUAUUAUAUCGGUAAAUGCAAAACAUGGAAUUGUGAAUUCAUUAGUAGAUUGUAUUGCUCACUUUUGAGAUUGUAAUUUUCUCUAUACAUAUGUACUUGUUUUGUAUAAGCAUUAUAGUCAUCUUGUGUAUUAAUUAUAUGAACAUCAUGUAGUUAUCUAGCAUGUACUGUGACCAAAAAUGAAUGCUGCUAUGAUAGUCUUUAUUUGGAUGACUUUCUUCAUAGUCUAAACUGAGUAACUUUGGAUCAAUAUACUGUAGUGGCUCCUCAUCUUCAGUCACAUUAAAGGUCCAUAGAUCUACUGAUCUUGCCAUUUUCUUCAUAUAUGUAAAAAUUAGAAAAUGAAAAGACAAAAGUUGGAAAAAUAUUUUGUAAAUAGUUUAUUGACAUUGUUUAAUAUCUAUACAGAAAAACUUAAUUUAUGAAGUCCUAACUUUUGACAUUGUUUAAUAUAUAUACAGAAGAACUUAAUUUAUUAAGUCCUAACUUAGUUGAAAUCAGUACUCUAAUGUGUACAAUGAAAGGCAACAGUAAUCUCAAUACUUAUUUAUUGUAAAAAAAUUAAUAAAUAGGAAAAUAGCAAUGUCAUUAAAGGACGUCUAGUCUGAGUCUUUUGUUUUUGAUCUAGCUUCACCCUUAAAUUAACUUGUUUUAGGAUAAGCUUGUAAUAUUUUGUCCUUUCCAUUUCUUAUUUAAAAAAAAAACUUAGACAAGAAAUGAUUAAUUUAAGUUUAUCUUAUUCCAUUGUCUACAUAUUUUCUUUAAACAAUAAGAUUGUCAUAUUAUAUCAAUUUUAUAAAAACUAUAAAUGGUUUUUGAUUUUUGUUUUAUUUUCUUAUUCCCAAAGUGGAAAAAAAAUUAAUAAAAGUUGUACACUUUGGUUAUAAUUGUCAAGAUUGUUUGAUUUGUAGUAUUAUGUUUAUGAGAUGUAGUCUUUGUACCCAUGUUGACUGUUGGUUACCCCUGAUUAAACUGUGCAUUUUUUUUUUCCUAGUUUACCCCUCUUCUUUGUACUGAAUGUGCAUAUUUUUUUUUUCGCUCACCAGAAAAAUGUUGUACAAUUUAAAUCAAAAUAUUCAAUGGUUCAAACCAUAUAAAAUGAGGUUAGCUAUUUGGAUAUGAGACUUUAUGCAUUAAAUGAACAAUGUACAACAUUAAAUCAUUUUUUUUAUUUCGCUUUUUUAAUAAAUAAUUUUCUUCCUUC